Cloeon dipterum is the source of this 4845-nucleotide messenger RNA. RefSeq names its product mediator of RNA polymerase II transcription subunit 1-like. The transcript is spliced from 10 exons. NCBI's taxonomy places the organism in Eukaryota, Metazoa, Arthropoda, Insecta, Ephemeroptera, Baetidae. Gene Ontology annotation, molecular function: transcription coregulator activity. Gene Ontology annotation, biological process: regulation of transcription by RNA polymerase II. The record is from RefSeq and is a predicted model, not a curated record. Bases 207 to 4757 code for a protein of 1516 amino acids. Gene Ontology annotation, cellular component: mediator complex.
CGUUGCAUUUUUUGUUUGGGAAAAUAGCGAAUGGCUCGACCCGCUACUCACUGCCGCUGAUUUUCUCUUUCAAUUUUGUGUUCCACGCUGAAUUUUAAGUUCCACAGAACGGGUUGGAGGUGUACCCGAGGUUUUUGAAAAUACUGUGCAAAUGAGUGAUCUAAAAGAAAAACACAAAGAGAUGGUUUAAAAUCAGACAGAAAAUCAUGAUGGCUGCGCCUUUCGCUGGAAAAGUGGAGGCAGGAGGUGCUCCGCCGCCGCCUAAGCCACCAGUUCCUGCGGGGUCGAGCAGUGGCGAGGCACGCAGCAAAAAAUGGCAGAUGGAAAUGCUGAUGGAGAAGCUCCGCUCAAAAUCAAAUCAGUACAAAUCCUUCUCGGACAACGCCAAGGCCCUAAAACUGUGUUUGCUGGACAAGAGGUAUCCAAUGGACCUGAUAGAGCGGCAGCAGAUGCAAAAGUGCCUGGACACCUUACAGCAUUCUUUCAAGGUCACCUCUUUACAGUCGAUGGUGGAGAGGCUGGGCAGUGUUACCAGACAGCUCGGACUAAAAUUUAUGUCCGGACUGUCUGGAACUGACUGGUUUAUAUCUUCGGACAUGUUCUACAUGGAGGUUGUGUUGGAGCCCAAUGGUUCUGUGAAAGACGUGAAAAUCCAUCACGAAGGGACGGUCGAACAGCAGAGUUGUGAAGAGGUAGUCAAUUGUCUGGCACGUGGAGAUUUUGCUGAUUUUGCUAAGCAACUGGAGAGCUUGGCGGCAAUUUAUCAGCUGAAUGCUGAUAAAAAGCAGAAGGGAAAGGUCUUCCAGGCGUUGCAGAGUCUGGAAACCGACCUGAUGACCCUGGCUGAAAUCCAGUCUUUUAUCAAAGAGCCCCACAACCUGGUACACAAGUCUCCAGUAGGAAUUUUGGAGAAGAGGAAAGGAGGGCACGCAAUGAGACUGACGUACUUUGUUUCACCUUAUGAUUUGUUGGACGAAAAGACUCGCACCUCUAUUCACAUGUCUGUGGAAAAUGUAAUUUCGAAAAAGCUCGGACAGAGCGUUGAAGUUUGCAACGAAGCGAGCGCACACUCUACUUACCACAAGUUGCCAGUAAACCCGCUCAUCACCAUAACAACCUCUGCAAAUGGCAAAAGGUCGCCUGCCUACGCCAAUUUAGGAAGUCAAAAUUCAGCCUCUCUGCCAGCCACGUUGGUUCUUAGGCUGUGCAAGCCAAUGCCCAUGUGUGCCACUUUGGUCAAGAAUCUGCAGCAGAUCACUGAAGUCGAAUGUGGCGAUCUUUCGACUCAGCAUCCAGUGCUGUCUCAAAUCACCAAAAGCUGCUCCUCCGGGUCUUUGGACAGUGCCAACAACAAAGGCCUUUUUGUGACCCUGCCUGACCAGAAUCACUGCUACUUCCUCACCGAGAGCAAGGGAUUGAAUGCUGUCAUGGUGCAGAACAUUCCGUUCACUCAUCCAACGCAUGUUCCUCAGAUUCUGUCCCUUCUGAGACAACAAGCUCUCUUCAACACCCUGGUUGAAAGUUGCGUUCGUCCGUCGAGCAAAAGCGACCUCAAAGACCUGCACAUAUUCGAGGUCUCGGCGCUUUCUAAUCAGCAGCUGUCGGUCACUUUUGAGCACCCCGUGGAGGAAGCAAUGGCCACUGUUGAGAUGGACCUGAGUGACAUCUGCAACGUCCGGUGUCGCCUCUAUGGACCACUUUCUGAUGACCUCAACAUUGCUGAUUUUGCCAGUAAAGUUAUGCAAAGGAGCCUCUCGAUUCCCAUUACGAUGCGCGCGCUCAUCCAAAAGUGGCAGCACCAGGCCGCCGAGUCUUCUAACUCAAACUUUGGUCUGAGCAUCGGAAACUUCAGCACUGAUUCCAUGCAGAGCAAAUUGCUGCCGGAUUUUGAGUGCAAGCCUGUGGCCAGGUCGAGCGAUUCUACGUCAGCAGGAGGCUCGCACAGCCACAUGAUUGGCCACCUUGGCUACCAGGCGGGCAUGAGCACUUCACCGGAGUCGUUUUUUCCAUCGCAGAUUACAGUGGAGCCCAUCGUGGGGCCGCCCAAGACCUCUCCGCUGCUGCUCAACAUGAUGGGUGACCAAAAGAGCAAAAAGAGGCGCCGGUCCAAGGUGGGGGACGCAGGCUGGACGGGAAGAAGUCCAAAGCGCAAACUUAGCACCGAGGAGGAUGCCAGCGAGGACACGCAGGGCAGUUACGACUCAAUGGGCGUCACGCCAGCAGAAGCCAUGGACUUCUUGGACGACGCUCUUGGCGACUCAAAUGCUGCCGAAGCGUUUGUUUUUGAAGACGAGUCCCAGGCAUCUGCGGACAGCAGCGAUGAGCUGCGGCGCAAGAUGAAACGCGCCCGACUCGAGGGCAGGAAGAACUCGGCCUCCUCGUCGGAUUCAAAAAACUCGUCAGAUAACCACCAGGCUUUCGACAUCAGUGUGGAGGGAAAAUCGAGCCUGGUGGGUCCCUCCGUGAGCAUCACUCCCAUCGCGACGCCCACUGAGCCGCCCAUUUCCACCGUUUUGGGCAACAUCGGGGGCUCUCUGGACAAGCGAUCGGGCAUUGAGAUAAUUCCGCUAGGCACUGGAACGCCGACGCUCCCUAGUUCCAUCACCAUCACGCCGAUCAAAACUGAGGAACGGCAGAAGGAGAGGAGCAGGGACGAAAAGUCGAAGAGCAGGGACAAGCGACCGGACGAUAAAAAGUCGGAGAAGAAGAAAAAACGACACCGUGAUGAAGACGGCAGUGUUGACGCAGGCAAGUUGAUGGGGCCGCCGCAAGUGCCUGGCAAGGAGAAGCCCAGAUCUGAGAGCAAAUCUCCCAAGCCGUUGGUGUCGCCCUCCAACUCACCGCCUCUGCAGCGCAAGUACCCGACAUCGCCGACACCUCAUCUGCCGCCAAGCAGCGGCAGCUCGUCGCUCAAGCCCCAAAUAUCUCUGGUGAAAACUCCGACGAGUCCCACUCACAAGAUCAAGUCGCACAGCAACAGCCCCAAACACUCAGGCAGCAGCUCAAGCUCAUCGUCACCCAUCUACGGAAGCCCAAAGCACUCGGCCGUCAGCCCGAAACACUCAAGCCCAUCCCCGAAAUCGAGUUCGGGAAAGCCGAGCAUGUCCACUCUCAAGGGAAGUCUUACAAAGUCUAGCAGUAGCAGUGGAAGCAGCAGCAGCAGCAGCAGCAGUGACCCCAACAGAGUAAAAAAGGACAAAGAUAAAAAGUCUUCGUCUUCUUCCUCGUCGAGCAGCAGCUCGUCGAGUCCAAAGACGAAAUCCUCAUCAUCCUCCUCCUCGUCCUCGUCUUCCUCAUCCAAGGGGAAGCAGGAUUUUGGGUUGAGCGGAGGGGAUGCACCCCCGUCAGCGGGGCAACCACCGACGACAUCUUCUCAGAAGGUGGUGCCCUCGCUGCUGGACUUGGACCCAGCAGUGGUGGUGACAUCCAUGCACAGCAAGCAAGGGACGCUGGCGUCCGACUACUCGGCGGGGUCUCCGCCUCCUCAGUCGGGCCCUGGAGCAGCCAGCCUCUCAGCAACCUCCGCGCAGGACCCACAGAGCUCCUCCAAGUGCCCCCUGCAGGCACGCAGCCGCAAGGGCUCGCUCUCGGCUGUGAUCGACAAAUUGAAGUCGGCGCAAACGUCGCCGCCGCCGGACCUCGAGAGAGCCCAUUCUGACAAGCCCAAGAGCUCGAGCUCGUCGCAGAAGUCCUCCUCGGAGAGCAAGAACGGAAUCAAGAAUUCGGAGUACAUGGUCAAGUCUAGUUCGGAAGGCAUCAAGAUCACGAUCAACAAGACCAAGAAGGAGUCCAAGUCGUCGUCAUCCUCAAAAUCCUCCUCGUUGCCUUCCUCUCCAAAACACACUGGUCUCAAACCAGGCGUCAUCAGCGGCCCCGCAUCCAAGAAGCCCCUGCACAAGUCCAACUCGUCGUCUUCUUCCUCCUCAUCCAACCGCACCUCCAGUCCAUCCAGCAAGUCCAAAGACAGCCUCAGUCCAAGCACUUCCAAGUCAUCCUCCUCGUCGUCAAAGUCGAGCUCGCCUAAACCCAACAGCAGCUCGUCAGACAAGCAGCGCUCCAAGGACAAAAGCCGCCUCUCCAGCCCUUCCACCUUCAAGGAAGACUCUGACGCCGAGAGGGCUUUCCGCUUGCUCGCCACGCACUCAAAGCUGGACAUCGAGAUGCCGAAGCUGGACCCCAAGUUUCAAAUCCCGAAACUGUCUCGCUCAGAGAGUAAAGAGGAGAAAAAGGAGAAGGUGCUCGAGCCCAAGGUGGAGCUCAAGAAGCUGGACGACAAACCACCCACGAUCGUGCCCAACAACAUCAAGAUGGUUCCCGUGGUUGCCCUGCCGAUGCUCUCGUGCGCCGACACACCUCCCAAGAUCCUGCCAGACAGGGACGGCCCGAAAUCCGGAGAGCAGGAAAUGCCAGACCUCAGCGAGCCGAGUCCUCCGCCACCGAAACUGCCCGUCGAGGUGCCCAAGGACUGCGACUCGGACGACAGCUCGCCCGGCCUACUCAUCGAUUUCUCAGUGGACAAGAAGGGCGCGAUCAAGGGCUCACCUCCGCCGCCUCCCUUGCCGCCUAUGGUGGCCAAAUCGCCUUUGCCAGUGCACUUACCGCCUGUUCUGUCACCCUCAGUGUCGGUGCACAUCGUCAAGUCACCUGCCCCAGUGUCCUCUCCGCUCAUCCUCCCUUCGCCCCACUCUUCGCAACCCUCACCCUGCAUCACAGACGACGAACUGAUGGACGAAGCUCUUCUUGGGCUUAAAAAUUAAGCCUAUGUUGUCUUGUUUUAACCAGUAAUUAUAUUAUUAUUUUAUUAUGUACACAAGCGUCAAUAAAUCGAUUUGAAAGUAUCACAAA